Molecule: messenger RNA, 2106 nt
Organism: Magnusiomyces paraingens
Lineage: Eukaryota; Fungi; Ascomycota; Dipodascomycetes; Dipodascales; Dipodascaceae
Exons: 1
Coding region: 1-2106 (701 amino acids)
Biological process (GO): cell wall biogenesis; regulation of fungal-type cell wall biogenesis
Cellular component (GO): mating projection tip
Source: RefSeq, a predicted model, not a curated record
AUGGAUAAGUUCUUCAAUUCGGUGCAAUCAUUCUUCCAAUCAGUCACUGCUACCGACAGAUACGCCGGAACAGAGUCUUCGUCAGGCAGAAGAACCACCUCAGGUGGCUUUGGCCCCUCAGCUCCUCUCACAAAUGCAAUGGGCGGACCAGCAGGUGACGACUCUGUCACUGCUUCACCAUCUCUCUAUAACCCUCCCUCAGGGUCUUUUCACAAUGGAAAUAACCCUUACUCUUCCAAUCCAGGAUCUCGUACUGGCUCAUUUACAAACCUCGCAGGAACUGCUGCUGGAUCAUCUACAUCUCUCAAUAGACUCCCCUACACUCCAGGUAUGCGCUCCCAAUCAACAAGCUCAAGCGGUGGUGGUAGUGGCAGCGGCGGUAUCUCGGGUGUCAACGGAAUCCCGCUCCAAGAAUACUCAGAUGGCCUCCCCCCACCACCUCCUCCCUCGCUUUCUUGGAAACGCAUUGACCGCUGGUUCGAGCAAAACUAUGAAGAGCUAGGCGAUGUUUUGGAGGAAAACUGCUCCAACAGAGACCUUAAUGAAUUUGAAGCUGACAUUGGCUGCACCUUACCAGAAGAUGUCCGUGAUUCUUUUCUUGUACAUGAUGGACAAGAGCGCGGUGGUAGACCCACUGGCGCUGUUUUCAAUCUCAUUCUUCUGGAUCUUGAGGCCGUGUCUCUGGAAUGGGAAAACUGGAAAAAGGCUGCCCAACGUGUCGAAAACAUGACUCGUGCUGCCCACGCAAACAAGUUGAAUCAGCACCACUAUAGUAACCAAGCCUCUACUUCAGCGGCUGGAGCUGCUGGCCCAUCAAAGAGACCAGGUGCCUUUUCAAGCGCUGGAAACCUCUCGUGGCUCGACCAUCAAGCCUCUUUCCCUGAAGGUGCUGUUCAACCCGUUUAUGCUCAUCCAGGUUGGAUUCCUCUCGUUACUGACUAUCUUGGAAACAACAUUGCUGUGGAUCUGGCUCCUGGCCCCAAGGGCAAAUGGGGUCAAGUCAUUUUGUUUGGCCGUGAGUACGAUACCAAAUAUGUCAUUGCUCCCUCUUGGGCCAAUUUCCUCAUGACGUUUGCCGAUGACUUGGAAAAUGGCCACCACAUCAUCAGCGAUUUGACUGAAGAUGGUGAGCUCUCGUACUGCUCUCAAAAGGGUAUCCCAAUCCCAUAUAUGGAUGUCUUAAAGUCCCGCGCUGAGCGCUCUUACAGACAGCUGAUGCGCCAGCAAAGACAACAAGACUCUGCAAACCCAAACCACCCUUACGGUAUUUAUAGACAAUCCUCUAAUGGCUCGUCUCCACGCAACUCUAUUGGCUCAGCCUCUGGUGCUGCUGGUGCUGCCGCCGCCGCUUCCUCUUCCACCCCAGCUGGCCGCAAUGUCUCGGGAUCUUACCGUGGUCCUUCUUCCAGACCCGCCCGCAUUUCCACAGACGCUAAGCUAAUAUCCCCAAUGAACUCAAGCUCCAACCUUGCGCUAGCGUCACCCUCAUCUUCAGGCAUGCCUUCCACAGGUCUAACAAAGUCUCCACUGCCAGCCGUCACAUUGAACUCUAUAGACGCUGUGACCAAUACCUCUGCAUCAUUAACAUCCCCACCAUCGUCAACCACUACAACAACCAUCCUUACACCAAGUAACUUUAACAAAACUGACAUCACAAGCCCCACAGAGACCAUUUUAGAAGAGCCAGAACCAACAAGCUCCACUCCACCUUCGCCCAUUAAGCCAGAGUCUAAAUCUGUUUCUACUAAAGAGGAAGAAAAGAAGGAGGAAAAGAAAGAGGAAAAGAAGGAGGAACCUGUUAAGGAAGAAAAAUCAGAUGCGGCUACUACUGCUGAAAAUACCCCUAAUGCCCCCGCAAAAUCAAGCGAAAAGGAAACUGAUGAAAAGGAAGAUGCUGAUUCUACCAAACCUUCAACCACACCUGUCACACCAAAACCUAUCACCACCACCAGCGAAGAAAGCAGCAGCACACCCAGUGAAACCAGUGAAACCAGUGAUUCUAGCAAAGACUCGAAACAAACAUCAACAGCCACAACUCAUGAUGAGACUGAGUCUGAGGAUGAGGUUGAUUUGCUUAAAGACGAGCUGACGGAUGUUGCUAUUUGA